Symbiodinium sp. CCMP2456 is the source of this 771-nucleotide messenger RNA. The record is from the annotation of a GenBank genome assembly. NCBI's taxonomy places the organism in Eukaryota, Dinophyceae, Suessiales, Symbiodiniaceae.
AUGCAGCGCGAGGUGAAGACGGCAAAAGCGGUGCGAACGCAGCGCGAGGAGCGGCGACUCGAGCGCGAAGAGGAACUCGAGGCAGUUGAAUCGCGGAUCCAACGACAGCGGGACGAGCAUCGAAGCCAACGGCUGUCAUUGGAGGAAUUCACGCGGCAGGAACUGCGCCAAAGAGCAGAGCAGGAGGCUUGGGCAGCAAGUGCAGGUCGUCGUUGUGGUCCCGAGGCAGCUGCACAGGCUGCGCUCCAACAGAACGUGACCGCCAUCCAGGCUAAGCUCUGCACAGAGCAGGCCGCACUUCGGUCAACGCAGACAGAGCUGCAGAAGACAGAGGCAGCUGUUGUUGCUCUGCAGAGCAGCAGUGCAGAGGAAUGCGCCACUUUGCGCUCCAGGCUGGAGCAUGUAAUCAUGGCGGCGAAGGCCGCUGAAGCCCGUCCUCCACGGCUGCGGGUUGGCAUGAACAUGGUCGCUCACACAAUGGCGAAGGAGGAAGAUGUCGCCCGGCUUCACGCACGUUACUGCGAGGAAGCGCGGGCUGAAACACUUCGCUUGCGGCAGAGGGCUCACGAUCUUGAAGAGGAGACCGAGGUGAAGCUGCAGGCAACGGCGCAGCAAGCCCGCGACGAGGCGCAGGAGGCUCACUUGCGGCGCAUCUUGGGAGAGGCUCAGCAGACUGAGCUCGGCCUGGAGAUGCGCGGCUUUGAGCAGCGUCAGGCGCUGCAGCGCAGAAGUGAGCGCGUUGCAUACUUGCGUGGGGGCAAGAAAAGUUGA